GCACACGAUAUGAAGAAACUCUCUGAAAAGAUCCAGUUAAAAAUUACGCUUUUUGUUGGCAGUGCCCGUGAUUGCAUUGAGGAAAGAUAAGAUGCAUAAGUUGUUACUAUAUGUAUUGUUUACCGGCACUUCACGCUACCUCCACCACACGAUGUCGUUCCAACUGAGCUCUUCGUUCAUCCUGGAAAAACAUAAAACAUGUACAAGCGAAAGAAAACCAAACAUAAUGCAUAAACACGUUUGUCUGCAAUUUCACACAUCUUUCUUCCCCAAAAAAAAAAUAAAAAGUAAAACCUACGGGUGAAAUCUCGUUAUCGCUG
This is a messenger RNA of Zychaea mexicana, 320 nucleotides long. RefSeq lists its product as uncharacterized. Lineage: Eukaryota; Fungi; Mucoromycota; Mucoromycetes; Mucorales; Lichtheimiaceae. The record is from RefSeq and is a predicted model, not a curated record. The coding region runs from base 92 to 304 and encodes 70 amino acids. The transcript has a single exon.